AUGUGUUGUUUUGCUCUCAUUUUAUCUUCUCUGCUUGCUUUAUCAUAUGCAGCCUCUUCUAGCCGUAUGGGUGUAAACUAUGGGCGUCUAGGGGACAACUUGCCAUCUCCAUACCAGUCCAUUCAGCUCCUCAAAACCAUGAAAGCCGGUGGCAUCAAGCUCUACGACGCCAACCCUGAAAUACUAAGAUUGCUAUCCGGGACAAAGCUUUGUGUCUCGGUCAUGGUCACAAAUGAACAAAUAUCAAACAUUGCUUCAAGCCAAGCUUUAGCAGACCAAUGGGUACAUGACAAUGUCCUUCCUUACUAUCCCAACACCAAGAUCAGGUCCAUACUUGUCGGAAAUGAAGUCCUCAGCUACAACUCGGAGAGUGAUCGCCAAAAAUGGCACGAUCUUGUGCCGGCAAUGGAAAAAAUUGAGAAGGCAGUGACAGCCCACAACAUUUGGAACAUCAAAGUUGGGACCCCAUUGGCAAUGGACAUUAUGGAAGGAACAUUUCCACCUUCAAAUGGGGUAUUUAGGUGGGACGUAACGGAAUUGGUUAUUGCACCGUUACUACACUUCUUGAACCGGACUAAUUCGUUCUUUUUCAUAGAUGUGUACCCUUACUUUCCUUGGUCCGCGGACCCGUCCAACAUCAACCUUGACUUCGCCUUGUUAAAUGCCGGUAACCUGACGUACACGGACCCCGGUACCGGAUUGACUUAUACCAACCUCUUAGACCAAAUGCUGGACUCUGUGGUUUUCGCCAUGGCUAAAAUGGGGUAUGACAAUAUGAGGAUUGCUAUAGCCGAGACGGGGUGGCCUAAUGGAGGAGACAUUGAUCAACCGGGAGCAAACAUGUACAAUGCAGCUACUUACAACCGGAACUUAGUCCGGAAAAUGACUGCAACACCACCAAUUGGGACCCCGGCUCGGCCUGGUUCCGUCACACCAACAUUCAUAUUUGCGUUGUAUGAUGAGAACCAAAAAAGUGGUCCAGGGACAGAGCGACACUGGGGGCUGGUGCAACCAAAUGGAAGGGCAAAUUAUGAGUUAGACCUUACCGGGAAGCGGUCGGAGUCGGACUACCUAAGGGACCCGGAGCCGGAGAAGCUAUGGUGUGUUCCGGGGAGUGGUGCGGAUGUAGUGGAGCUCCAGUCUGCGUUAGAUUUUGCUUGUGGUCAGGGUAAUGGGACUUGUGAUGCCAUUAAACCCGGGAAGGAGUGCUAUGAGCCUCUCUCAGUGAUGGCUCAUGCAGGCUAUGCUUUUAGCUCGUAUUGGGCCAAGUUUCGGAGCAUUGGAGCCUCUUGCCACUUCAAUGGCCUCGCAGUUCAAACCACCACGGACCCAAGCCAUGGAUCGUGCAAGCUCCCAAGCGUGACUCCUUGA
This is a messenger RNA of Cornus florida, 1371 nucleotides long. RefSeq names its product probable glucan endo-1,3-beta-glucosidase A6. The coding region runs from base 1 to 1371 and encodes 456 amino acids. The record is from RefSeq and is a predicted model, not a curated record. Gene Ontology annotation, molecular function: hydrolase activity, hydrolyzing O-glycosyl compounds. Gene Ontology annotation, biological process: carbohydrate metabolic process. Lineage: Eukaryota; Viridiplantae; Streptophyta; Magnoliopsida; Cornales; Cornaceae. Gene Ontology annotation, cellular component: plasma membrane. The transcript has 3 exons.